UCUUCAUGGACAGACUGAAUUGGAGCAACCGUGAUACUUUAAAGUGAAAGAAAAAAAAAAAGAAAGAAAUGUAUUUUCGGAGUUGUGUGUUUGCUGUGGUUUUAGGCUUGGUUUUGUAUUUUUCAGAGUUUGAGUUUUUUCAGACAUAUCAUCUGGGGUGUUUCUGUGCGCUGGGUUUCUUUUUAUUCCGUCCGAGAGAAGAGAGCAGCGAAGUUUGUGAAUGUAGCACACAGACCGACUGUACGGACGCGGAUGAAACGCUGUCUCGGCAAGAAAGUGAGAAUAAGCAGGGAGUUGGCAGUGAUGAGCUCGAUGCAGCAGUCCAGGCCGUACAAAUAGUAUCUCACCAGCCACAGUACCCACAUAUUCAGAGGUCACUUCAGCACAUGUUUAGCUGUGCCUACACUAACCUGGUCAUGCCAUGGAGCACUGUUCCAGAACUCCGGGAGAGUCAGCCACUAUUUAUAGCAUUACUCACUGAAUUCAACCUUGUGAUAGAUGAGAUCAUUUGCAAGGCUAAGGACCUGGAACUCUCAGUUACUGGUCUUGGCUGCAUUCAGAUCUUCACCCAGCAUCUUCAGAACACCAAGCAGGCAGAAGGGUCACCAGCAUUCAGUUCUAAGGCUGAGGAAUUUGAUUUUAUUAGGGACAUCUGUAAGGCUCUCAUAUACAAUCUUUUCCCUAAACACCUUUGGGAUGCAAAUGUCUACAACUAUGUUCUUCAAGAAAUUCUGGCUAUGAAAGCACUAGACUUGGUCACAUUUCUGUCUGAUCCAGACAACUUAAAUCAGCUAAUUAUUUCUCAGCUGAACCAAAUGCCUUCAGAAAACCUUACAGAGGAAGUGCCUGACCAAGAUAAAGAUGUUCCUUCCUCAAAACAGAGUGAGGACAUUGAUGUGCUGCAAGACGAGCCAGAGGAACCCCCGUCUGAAGACGGCAAAGCUAAAACGAAAGGCAAAAAACUGAAAGAGAAGUUUUCUAGGGUUUUUGGAAUUAUGAAACCAAAAAAAGGCAAAUUAAAAAGAAAGGAGAAAGCAGUAAAAGAGGAGGCAGUGCCAUUCCGCAGGCCUGCAGCAUCAGAGACUGAUGAUGCAAGCAGUAACAGUGAGGGCUCCACUUGUGAUAGUGUUGACACUGAAGUGGAAAGUCUUUCAGGUUUCCCCCAGGAGGAGAUAAUGGAAUAUAAACUUUCCUUUGAAGUGUGGAAGUUUGGAAAUUGGGAAGUUUCGGUCACUAAUGUACAAAUGGAAGAAAAUGAGUUGUGUUUCACUGUUCAUUUGGAAGAGAAGAACAACCUUGAGAACUUUCAUUGGGAUGUGAAAAGGAACCAGUCACACAUUAUCCAGUUUUAUGAUCAAUUUAAGGAAAAAGGAGAACUGCCCUCCUUAUUGGCACUAGUAGAGACACCCAAAUCAGAGUGGAAUAAGGAGGAAGCAAGAGAAAUUUUGGAACAUGCCUUAAAAAAACUGUUGACCAAUGAAGAACUUGGCAACUCUGAGCUUGUGUUUAAGUUCCUUGGUCCACUUGACUGGAUACAACAUGAAGAAGGGCAUGAUGGAUGGUUGUGGGAUCUGUUGGGUGGAAUUGCAUCGUUCCUCACUCCCAGUGUUGAUGAUGAGCUUAGUAACCACAAAGGGGAUGAGAAACAACAUGAAGCCAUGUAUAAAUGCAGUGCAUCAGAGGCCACACCUCAACAUGGACUGGAUGCUACCCUGCCAAGGAGUAAACAAACCUUAGAGAGACAAGCCAAAGAAACAGAAGAUGACUUGUCGGUAACAGACAUUGGUCACUUAAACUCACCUGAGCAGACUUCCACCUCUUCGAGUGAAAAAGACAACGUUGUUCAGUUUUUUGAUCACCCAGAAAUGUAUUCUUUUGGAAUUCAAAGUGUUUCUGAAAAUAUAGCAAAAUAUGCAACUCAGAAAAGAUAUAUUAAAUUUGAAAAAAAUCAUAGACAUCCUGCUUCAGCCAUGAGUUCAUCUGAAAAUGAUGAGAAUAGUGCACUCCAAUGCACAACUGCCAGCAAUUAUAAUGGAGAUAUAAGCAAGGAAGAAAAUCUUCCUUGUAAGGAUUCAUCGGAACCAGACAAAUCUAAAAAGGAGGACGAAGUAUCUCAUCCUAAAGAUGAAACAUUGAGCCAGCCAUCAGGAAAUAAAAAAGACUCCAACUCUUGGGAGCAACCUGAGGCCAAUAAAGUGAUAUUUGAAUUACUGAAGGAAAUAUCUGGAAAUUCAUAUACCUUUAAAUUCCUCAAGGCGGUUGUAACACCAUUCACCCAAAUGAUAAAUAAGAAAGUAAAUACAUUUUUGAAAAAGAAGAACCCUUCAGAAGCUCAGAUUGCCACCCACAUUGAUAGCCUUUGUAAAAGCAUAUGGCCUGACACGCCUGCACCACAGCUUCUACCUCAAAGCAGUGACAAGAAUGAGACCAAGCAGAAAGCAAUGAAAAUCAUGACAUCCAAGUUUGCAGGCUUUGCAAUCAACAAAAGUAAUCUGGAGACCAUUUUCAAGAGAUUCCAAGAUGCAGAAGAAAACAAGAAGCUGGUUUAUAUGUUGCUGAUGUAUCUCUUAAGACAGUUUUUGCCUGGAGAAACUACCUUUAAAGUGAUGUCCAAACUGAAUGUGAAGCCUAAGAUUUGAUGUCAAUGGACAGUUUUAAUAGUACAAUUAGAUACCAUGUUCUAUUUUAUAUCAAAUAUAAAAAUUCAGGGACAUUGACUUGCAACUUUUGGUUACUUGUUGAAGAAGGCACUUUUUUGUUUAUAAAAAGACAUUGCACAUUGUUUAUUCACCAUUCAUCUUUAGUAACUGCUUUAUCAAGUUCAGUUUGGUGGAUCCAGAGUCUAUGCCUGGCACAUUGGGUGCAAGACAGGAAUACUGUUGAGAUCCCAGUCCAUUUCAGGACACCAUGCACGCACAUUAAAAGCAAAAUAUAAUUCAAAAAAGAAAUUAAGAACAUGAAAGUCUACCCAGACAGUAACAACCAGGACUUGACAGGUGACCCAGUAUUUGUGAGGAAGCAAUGCUUAUUCAAGUAGUUUACUGUACAGUCUUUAAAUGUUUUUAUUUUUAAUAUCUGUGUAAAUGAGCUGCUGCUGAACUUCCCAUUUCCACAUUGGAUCUAACAUCUGGGCCUGGCACUGGUUUUGCUACAGUCAUUUUAUGGAAGUUUUUGCCAGAAAGUUUGAAUGGAGAAGCACCAUAAAUGAAGGCAGAAAAUGAAGAAUGUGCUAAUAUUUAUGUACCUGACUUUAAUAUAUUUGCAUUGUAAUUAAAGCAUUUUUAUUGUUUCAAUCAAUAUAUUUCCAAUCAUAUACAGUAUGUUGCAUUCUGAAAUCUACCUUGUCUUGAUUUGUCUAAGGAUCAGUUUUAUUAAUACAAAUGGAAAAUGUAGCUUAUGUUCUAGUAGAUGGAGAACAUAGUAAUCACAUCGAGUGUAAACGUUACUAAAGCGACUAAGUUCAUUCGAAUACAUAGUAUUGUUAUAUUAACCAACAGACCAACAAAUAC
This is a messenger RNA of Clarias gariepinus (North African catfish), 3509 nucleotides long. RefSeq lists its product as uncharacterized. The transcript has 16 exons. The record is from RefSeq and is a predicted model, not a curated record. Bases 69 to 2639 code for a protein of 856 amino acids. NCBI's taxonomy places the organism in Eukaryota, Metazoa, Chordata, Actinopteri, Siluriformes, Clariidae. Gene Ontology annotation, molecular function: phosphatidylinositol binding. Gene Ontology annotation, cellular component: intracellular membrane-bounded organelle; early endosome membrane.